GCAGAAAAUUAUUUUAAAUCCAAUCAAAAUAAAAAAUGGAAACAAAAAAAGUUGAACAAAAAAAUUAUAACGACUUAUUUGGAAAUUUAUAAAGAAAAGGAAAAUUGUGUGUGUAUAGUCCACUCAGAGAUCUUGGAAGUAUCUCAUCAUCGUAGCACAAAUUGGACUGAAAAUGAGUUUAAAUAUCACCAGGGUUCGUGGUACAACCAAUGUAUAGUAAAAAAGCUAAAACAAAUGAUUUAA
This is a messenger RNA of Entamoeba invadens IP1, 243 nucleotides long. RefSeq lists its product as hypothetical. The record is from RefSeq and is a predicted model, not a curated record. NCBI's taxonomy places the organism in Eukaryota, Evosea, Mastigamoebida, Endamoebidae. The annotation marks the transcript as partial. The transcript is spliced from 3 exons.